CUGAUCGUAAAACAUGGCUAACGGACGAGCGAUCGGGAAUAUACUAGUCAGUGAUGCCAAUCCAAAGAAUCGACGUGCGCAUGCGCAGUAAUCGCAGUCUGGUCUGCGUCUCAUGUUUACUAUAACCUCCUUGCUGGUCCCGGUGUAUUGUACAGUUUAUUAUUAUAAUAUAACCUCUCUCACCCAUGUAUUUUCGACUUUUGACGAACAUUUGCGAGCGAUCUUUAUAUCGCACUUCGAAUAAUGUUAGACUUCAGAUCAAUAGACCGUGUCAUGCGAUUAAAAACGAGGAAAAACGGAAAGUGGAAAUAACCUCGACAAGAUUUCCCGAUUACAAAAUAAUCUAUAGCUUUCCUUAUAUUAAAUACGCGAGUACCAUAAAUAUGGUAAAACAUAAAAUCACUCUAUUCACCGCAGCGGUCGUUCCUGUAAUUGUUGGAUUUUACUUGACCGAUACUGUGUCGCUUGACACAGCUACUUCAGCGAUAGCAAGUGGUGUUAUAACAACCGUGUGGUUGCAUAGUCUUGGAAUUUUAUGCAACAAUCUCAUAGGAUAUGUAUAUAUGAAGUUAGAUAAGCAAAAAAUAAUAUUAUCUUACGUAGACUACUGGGGGAAAAGAAUAGACAUGGAGACUGCUAUCGAUGAAAUUAUUCCUAUAUCGGAUAAUCCAAUCAGUAUCACCGAUUUUCUGUACAAGAAAGUAAUGUUUUUUUCGCAAAAACAAAGAUUAAAGAUAAAUAUGAAACUAGGACAAAUAAUCGAUAUGGACAAUUUUAAAUGUACUCUAGGAACAACUUAAGUUUUCUACAUAUGUGUAUAUAUAUAUAUAUAUAUAUAUCAUAGAAAGAAUCACAUUAAUUAUAUAUUUUUAAAUUAUACAUUUUUUUUAAA
Molecule: messenger RNA, 892 nt
Organism: Cataglyphis hispanica
Lineage: Eukaryota; Metazoa; Arthropoda; Insecta; Hymenoptera; Formicidae
Product: transmembrane protein 186
Exons: 3
Coding region: 186-800 (204 amino acids)
Cellular component (GO): mitochondrion
Source: RefSeq, a predicted model, not a curated record